GGGAAUGCCAUCCCUUUGUUUCUUGGGAUGGCCAAUUAGUUAUAUUGGGGAUUGUGUUUGCAGGUGAAAGUUUUCCAUAUUGCUUUUCGAUCAUCUAAUACCGCAAUUGUAUUUACAAACCAUGCAAGUGCAACCAAUACCGAAUGAGCAAUCGAAAAGUCCGUAGAUAGAUGAGAUGAGAGCUUCCUGAGUACAGGAAAUGUAGGCUUUUUUCUCAUUUGUCCACUGUCCGAUUAGUGCCUCCCCCUGGUAUUAAUCUCACUAUUGUCUGAUAUGCAGUACACCGCUUAUGACCCCGGCAUGAUUAUAUUCCGCACGCCCUCGUUACAAUCCCAGAAGAUUGCCUAUUAACAUGUCCAGCCCUGUCAACGGCCAACCCCUGCGGCCUUAGCCGCAAACCUUAGCCAUUUUCAAGGCGGGUUCGAGGGGAAGUAUUCGGUACAUUGGCAAUUAACUUUAAUAAAUAUUAACUGUCAGUCCUCGCAUGUUUUCCAAGAUUUAUAGUUUCAUGAAUUGUUUAUUCAACAUCUCCAACCAACAAUGUCCGAAAUGUCAGAUUAUGUGAGAAAAAGAGCUUCCAGGCCUAAAGUCAGAUCAGGUUGCGUAACUUGCAAAUUUCGAAGACUUAAAUGCGAUGAAGGGAAACCUGCUUGUUUUCGAUGUUCUAAUUCCGGGAUUCGAUGUCGGGGUUACACUAUACAAGCACCAAUAUCAACAAAAAAGAAAGAAAUUGUUCGACAAAGUCUAGUUCCUAUACGUCCAGCGCCACCAACUCUACCGAAUCAUGAACCCUCUUACCUAAAUCUUAGCGAGCAAGAAUGGCUAUACUUUCAAGACUUCGCUUCUACGACUUCUACCGAUCCAUAUGGUAUGAUCGCGGACGCAACACGCCGUGCAGCCAGAUCGAUCGAGUCAUUCUUUUGGGCUGAAGUAGUUCUCCAAGAAAGUUUUUCCACGCCAUGUAUUCGUCAUGGAAUUGUGGCUAUUUCUGCUCUUGUGCGGAGCUUUCAGAUGGACAGUGCCAGCUCACAACAAAUUCAAGAUCACGAACAUUUCGCUCUUAAACAGUACGGCAAAGCGUUGCAAUCAACGAGAGACUUUAUAGCAGAUACAGAAAGUACAGCCGAACGCUCAAGAACACUUUUUAUUGCCUCUGUUAUACUAGCCCACUUCGAUUGCUUCUAUGGGAACCGAGAUCUUGCAAUCUCUCACAUGCAAUGUGCCCGUUCAUUGCUUACGAAAGAGACAUCAAAACUCCUGGAUUACAGAUUUGUUAGUAUCUUAAUGAGCCUCGAUAGUGUCAACUAUUCCACUAUGGGCUUCGAAUCGGAGUUCUCCUAUCGCCAAGCCAUAUUUGGAAAAGAGCAGAUUCAUAUCCCGGAAUUAUUCUUAAGUAUAGAGGAAGCAGUCGAAACUCGAAGUAUACUCGUCGCAAGGGCCAACAACCUCUACAUAGAGAUGUUCAAAUAUAGAUUCACGCCGAGAGGAAAGAUUCCUCGCUCGGCCAUCAAGCUGAGAGACUACUAUGUAGCACAAUUAAGACAAUGGGAUACGGUCUUCCGUCGAUCUACAUGGAUAUCCGAUUGCAAACCUGACAUUUCUGGACAUCCGGUGUUAAGACCAGAUUCAUUGAGACUGCGGGUAUUAAUCAGUAUUAUCAAGCUUGCUACAAGUCUCAACGAACCGCAGUCGGUCACAGACAAGCUUCUGGAGCCAUUUCAGUAUAUUGUCUCCUACACGCGAGAUAUCAUAGACUAUGAAAAACAUUCUUUGCGAAGAAAAUCAUCGUUUGAUUUUGACAUUCGCACCACAAUACCACUAUUCGUAGUCACGCUGUACUGCCGCAAUUCUCCGGCAUUACGUGGUGAAGCAUUGAAGCUACUACUUUCCUCUCAUCGGCGAGAGGGUGCGUGGGAUAGCCGUGUGAUUGCGAGAAUCGCUAUAUGGAAGAUGGCACUUGAGCAACCAGGCAUGGAUAAGUCUGGAACUAUCCGUGAGAAUGCAAGAUACUAUGGAGAGUCUUUCGAGGUCGAUCGAUGGAAUAGAGAGAUUCGAGUAACCUGCAGGCAGAACGACGAAAGUUUACCUGAGGGCUACCGAAUUGUGACAGACAUACUUCAAUAUGGAGAAAUAGCAGAUGAGCUCCUUCGCUCGAGUCUAGACCAGGUUACACCUUCGAAUAUCUAAUUACUAUCUUUUCUGAGAUUGAUUUGUUAUAUUUACGCAGAUCUAUCACUAAUUUCAAUGUAAAUAAUUUUGUAAUCAUCUCCAGGAAGCUGCAAUCCUGCUUUCAGCCUUGGCCAUUAGUUCCAUCAGUGUUGCAUGCACAGUCCAUGAAUUUAAGAUAGCUCAAUCGAACGGGAAGGUGCUGUCA
Messenger RNA from Botrytis cinerea B05.10, 2374 nucleotides. RefSeq lists its product as hypothetical. NCBI's taxonomy places the organism in Eukaryota, Fungi, Ascomycota, Leotiomycetes, Helotiales, Sclerotiniaceae. Bases 541 to 2187 code for a protein of 548 amino acids. The record is from RefSeq and is a predicted model, not a curated record. The transcript is spliced from 3 exons. Gene Ontology annotation, biological process: regulation of DNA-templated transcription. Gene Ontology annotation, molecular function: zinc ion binding; DNA-binding transcription factor activity, RNA polymerase II-specific.